Messenger RNA from Daldinia childiae, 618 nucleotides. RefSeq names its product Cytochrome c oxidase assembly factor 1. Gene Ontology annotation, cellular component: mitochondrial inner membrane. Gene Ontology annotation, biological process: mitochondrial respiratory chain complex IV assembly. Bases 1 to 618 code for a protein of 205 amino acids. The transcript is spliced from 2 exons. NCBI's taxonomy places the organism in Eukaryota, Fungi, Ascomycota, Sordariomycetes, Xylariales, Hypoxylaceae. The record is from RefSeq and is a predicted model, not a curated record.
AUGUGGUCUAGAUUAGUGCGCCGGAGGGCACUUAUAUUAUUAAAAAAUCAAUCUGCUUCUACAAGGAGUCAAAUCCAAAGAAGGACGCUGGUCUCAGCACCUAAACCUGGUGAUGGACCUCUGAUGGAGAGACGUCCGGACCGAGAGCUCCCAAACAUCGACACAUUCCGCUGGGCGCGCACCUUCCCCAUCUUCCUCGCCCUAAUCGCCGCCUCUAGCGUCGCUAUCUUCAACUACCAAAAACUCUCCAGCCCCACCGUAGCCUCGACCCUAUACGCGCUGCGCACGAGCCCCCGCGCGCGCGAGAUCCUCGGCGACGAGAUCUACUUCAAGCACCAGAUCCCGUGGAUAGCCGGCGAGAUGAACCAGCUGCGCGGCCGCAUCGACAUCCACUUCCCCGUCAAGGGCACCCGGUCAUCCGCCGUCAUGCGCUUCGCUAGCUUCCGGCCCACGCCCAAGGGCGUCUUCGAGACUACAGAGUGGAGCCUCGAGACUCCCGAUGGCAAGAAGAUCAAUUUGCUGGAGGGGGACGAUCCGUUUAGGGCGGUGGCUGCGUUCCCGAUGGAUGAGGAGGAGCGCGAGGAGGCGACGAGGGGGUUUAGACAGCAGCUUAAGUGA